AUGGGUAACAAGAUCGCGCGAACGACCCAGGCUUCGGCGACUGAGUACUAUUUGCACGAUUUGCCAUCAUCCUACAAUUUGGUGUUGAAGGAAGUGCUGGGUAGGGGCAGGUUUUUGAAAUCGAUACUGUGCAAGCACGACGAGGGGCUGGUGCUGGUCAAGGUUUACUUCAAGAGGGGUGACUCCAUUGUUUUGAGGGAAUACGAGCGUCGCCUUGCUGAAAUUCGUGAUAAAUUCUCUAACCUCGAUCACCCACAUGUCUGGCCAUUCCAGUUCUGGCUUGAAACUGAUAAAGCUGCUUAUUUGUUGAGGCAAUAUUUUUUCAAUAAUCUUCAUGAUCGAUUGAGUACUCGACCCUUUCUUAGUCAUGUAGAAAAGAAGUGGCUGGCUUUUCAGUUGCUUUAUGCAGUGAAGCAGAGCCAUGAGAAUGGAGUGUGUCACGGUGAUAUUAAAUGUGAGAAUGUGCUGGUCACUUCCUGGAAUUGGCUUUAUCUCGCUGACUUUGCCUCAUUCAAACCGACAUAUAUUCCACAUGAUGACCCGUCUGAUUUUUCGUUUUUCUUUGACACUGGUGGAAGAAGACGUUGUUAUCUUGCCCCUGAGAGGUUUUAUGAGCAUGGAGGUGAGACUCAUGUUACACAAGAUGCACCUUUAAAGCCCUCUAUGGACAUCUUUGCUGUAGGGUGUGUGAUUGCUGAGCUUUUUCUUGAAGGCCAGCCUUUGUUUGAACUCUCUCAACUGCUUGCAUAUCGAAGAGGACAAUAUGAUCCUAGCCAACAUCUGGAAAAGAUUCCAGAUUCAGGAAUCCGUAAGAUGAUUUUGCAUAUGAUUCAAUUGGAUCCAGAGACACGAUGCUCUGCUGAAAGCUACCUGCAAACCUUCGCAUAUGUUGUGUUCCCAAGUUACUUCUCGCCGUUUCUUCAUAACUUCUAUUCCGUGUUGAACCCUUUAAAUUCUGAUGCAAGGGUACUGCUAUGCCAAACCUCUUUCCAAGAAAUACUGAAACAACUGAUGGGCAACACGGCAAGCGAGGAGAUUGGUUGUGGACUGGAACCGUCUUCAGAAAAUGCAAGUCAAUUACUUCCUGGGAGGGAUGCAAGUCAACAUUUCAAUCAGUCUUCGAGCAAAACAGAGGAGAUAGAGAAGGGCUCUGUUCAUGAUCGAUUCGAUCUUCUUGGUGAUGUCAGUACCCUGCUCAGAGAUGUAAAACGAAAUAAUUUCUGUUCGAAGACAACACCAAGUAAUGUAGCCAAUCCAAGAUAUUCUGAAAAUCAAAAGCAAAGUGGCAUGCAAUCUCCUGGUGAACUAAUUCAGAUGAUCUCCAAUGUGUUCAAGAGAAGUCAUCAUCCCUUCCUGAAGAAAAUCACAAUGACUGAUUUGAGCUCAUUGAUGUUGGAUCAGGAUAAUCAAUCAGAUACUUUUGGAAUGCCUUUUUUACCCUUACCUCAGGAUGUUAUAAGCUGUGAGGGUAUGGUUCUGAUCGCUUCACUUCUCUGCUCCUGCAUACGAAAUGUCAAGUUGCCUUUUAUGAGGAGGGGUGCUAUACUUCUAUUGAAGUCUUGCUCCUUGUAUAUUGAUGAUGAAGCCCGUUUACAGCGGAUCCUUCCAUAUGUUGUAGCAAUGCUCUCAGAUCCAGCUGCUAUUGUUCGAUGCGCUGCCUUAGAGACUUUAUGUGACAUUCUUCCUCUAGUUAGAGAUUUUCCUCCCAGUGAUGCCAAAAUUUUUCCAGAGUAUAUUCUUCCGAUGCUUUCCAUGCUUCCUGAUGAUCCUGAGGAAAGUGUGAGGAUAUGUUAUGCCAGCAAUAUAUCUAAGCUGGCACUGACUGGUUAUGGGUUCUUAAUCCACUCGAUAAGCUUGACUGAGGCAGGGGUUCUUAAUGAAACAAAAUUAUUGCAGAAGUCAUUUACACCUGCCAGUGAGACUUCUGGGCAGCCUAAGAGUCUGAAUAGUGACGUACAACUUGCACAGCUGAGAAAAUCUAUUGCAGAGGUCAUUCAAGAACUUGUAAUGGGUCCAAAGCAAACCCCAAAUAUCAGGAGAGCUCUCUUGCAGGACAUUGGGAACCUUUGUUGGUUUUUUGGCCACAGGCAAAGCAACGACUUUUUGUUGCCCAUCCUCCCUGCAUUUCUGAAUGAUCGUGAUGAGCAACUUAGAGCAGUAUUUUAUGGACAGAUAAUUUAUGUCUGCUUUUCUGUGGGCCAACGGAGUGUGGAGGAAUAUCUUUUCCCUUAUAUUGAGCAGGCAUUAAAUGAUAUCUCUGAGGCCGUCGUUGUCAAUGCAUUGGACUGCUUGGCUAUUUUGUGCAAAAGUGGUUUUCUGAGAAAGAGGAUCCUGCUUGAGAUGAUUGAGCGUUCUUUUCUGCUGUUAUGUUAUCCCAGUCAAUGGGUAAGGAGGUCGGCUGUCACCUUUAUUUCUGCUAGCAGUGAAAGCUUAGGUGCAGUGGAUUCUUAUGUAUUUCUUGCCCCAGUUAUACGUCCUUUUCUCCGUAGACAACCCGCUUCUCUAGCCUCUGAAAAGGCUCUUCUUUUGUGUCUGAAGCCUCCAGUCUCAAGAGAACUGUACUAUGAAGUUUUAGAAAAUGCCAGAAGUUCAGACAUGCUGGAGAGACAGAGAAAGAUUUGGUACAAUCCAUCAUCACAGUCCAAACAAUGGGAAACUGUAGACUUUAUCCAGAAUAGUGCUAGAGACUUGGAUUCAGUGAAAAGCUGGUCUGAAAGACAACAUAAUGGUCAAGAUCAUAGAUUUAUUAGUAGCUCUAUGCAACCAAUGGAUUUUAGCAAUUCUGAUGAUAAUGAGGGUAAAUUGAAAUCAAUGGGAAGCUUAAUACAAAAUUCUUCUAGUGCAAUGGACUCCCAUGAUCGUGCUGCAUCAGAAAAGUUACAAUUGUCUGGUUUCAUGUCUCCACAAGUUAGUUGCAUGAAUAGCUUAAUUGAUAAAUCAUCGGAAGGCAUACCUUUGUACUACUUUAAAGUUGAAAACAAGCGAACAACUGGGAAUGCUACAACAACAUCUGGUUCUUCAUCACCAUAUAAUUUGAGUUCCUCAUCCUUGCCUUGGAUGGAUCCUAAAAGUAAAUCAUUUAGCUUAGCCAGUUCGGUCCCAGCUCCUAAGCUUGUCUCAGGGUCAAUCUACAUUGGAAAUGGCUCCAUGCAAUUGCGGAGAGUUGUGCAUGAAGUUGAAGACAGAGAAACUGAUCAAACAGCCUAUAUUAACAGCAAGUUUCGUGAAACGGGAUUGUCUGGCAGUACAAAAGGGCAUUCCCUGGCAAUGGAAGAUGAUUCCACAGCCACUGAGGGAUCAGAAAUGUCAUCUUUGGCAUGGUCAUCAACAAUUCCUGAUUCAGGGUGGAGGCCUCGUGGGGUGCUGGUGGCGCACUUGCAAGAGCAUCGGUCUGCUGUCAAUGAUGUUUCCAUUUCAAUGGACCAUAGCUUUUUUGUUAGUGCUUCUGAAGAUUCUACUGUUAAGGUUUGGGAUUCCAAGAAGCUGGAGAAAGACAUUUCAUUUAGGUCACGGCUAACGUAUUCCUUAGGGGGAAGUCGAGCGCUAUGUGUGACUGUUCUUCAAGGUUCUACUCAAGUUGUUGUUGGAACAAAUGAUGGGACGAUACAUAUGUUCUCUGUUGACCACAUAUCCAGAGGACUUGGCAAUGUUGUUGAAAAAUACUCGGGUAUUGCUGAUGUAAAAAAAAGUGGCAUCGGAGAAGGCGCUGUAUUAAGCCUGUUGAACUACUCUCCAGAUGGUGGUGCUAGCAAAAUGAUUCUGUACAGCACUCAAAAUUGUGGGAUUCAUCUCUGGGAUACAAGAACAAGUUCAAAUGCUUGGAAUACAAAAGUGUUCCGUGAGGAGGGAUAUGUAUCUUCACUGGUAGCAGACCCUUGUGGGAAUUGGUUUGUGUCUGGAUCAUCAAGAGGCGUGCUUACUCUUUGGGAUCUGAGAUUCUGUAUACCUGUCCACUCAUGGCAAUAUUCUUUUGCCUGCCCUAUAGGGAAAUUGUGUCUUUUUGUUCCUCCUCCCAGUGCAUCUUUAUCUGCUGUGACAAGACCUCUGGUUUAUGUUGCCGCAGGUUGUAAUGAAGUUUCUCUCUGGAAUGCAGAAAAUGGGAGCUGUCACCAGGUAUUAAGGGCAGCAAACAAUGACAAUGAUGUGGAAACCUCUGAUUCACCUUGGGCCUUCGCCAGACCAUCCAGUAAGACAAAUACUAAAUCAGAUCCUAGGAGAAAUAUUAAUUCCAAGUACAGGGUUGAUGAGCUGAAUGAACCUCCCGCACGUCUUCCUGGUAUCCGAGCAUUGCUUCCGUUACCUGGUGGAGAUCUCUUAACAGGGGGUACUGACUUGAAAAUACGUCGCUGGGAUCAUUCCAGGCCGGAGCGAACUUAUUGCGUGUGUGGACCAUCUAUAAAAGGAGUUGGAAAUGAUGAUUUCUAUGAGACAAAAUCUAGUUUUGGCGUGCAAGUUGUACAGGAAGCAAAAAGACGACCUCUGGCUACCAGCUUAACUAAAAAGGCAAUUCUUGCAGCUGCAGCCACCGAUUCUGCUGGUUGUCACCAUGAUUCUAUCCUCUCUUUGGCUUCUGUCAAAUUGAACCAGCGACUUCUGAUAUCAGGCAGUAGAGAUGGAGCCAUAAAGGUUUGGAAGUAG
Messenger RNA from Fraxinus pennsylvanica, 4638 nucleotides. Lineage: Eukaryota; Viridiplantae; Streptophyta; Magnoliopsida; Lamiales; Oleaceae. The record is from the annotation of a GenBank genome assembly.